GAAGCAUAACACAUGGCAAAGGACAAGAAAUUACAAACAAAUCAAGAAGUGGAAAAAGAGCAAGAAAAUGGCUCGCCUUUUUCCGAUUUUUGGGUUCCAAUUUCAGCUGCAAUUGCAGUUCGAGCAGUAUGUGCUUCAUAUUCAGACCUGUUCGAAGAACGUGUUGAAUUGACAUCAGUUGUAUAUUCUUUUGAAAAAUUGAAAGACUCUAUUGCAAUGGUCGACGAUGGCCUCAAUCCAUUUGAAGCGAAAAAUAUGCACUUUCCUCCAUUGACACUACAUCUCUUCCGUUUCCUUCUAAAUACUGCUCCAACUAUGAUUCUUCCAUUGUUCAUUAGUAUUGACGUGGCAACAACAUGGAUUUUAUCCAGUGCUGCCGAUGUCGUUUGGAGGCAAACUCACGGAUCUUCAAGUAUUAGAAAACUGAUUUUCAGUCUCUAUGCAUUCAAUCCCAUCACAAUAGUCUCUACAGGAAUUCUAUCACUGACUGUUAUUCAGAAUUUCGUCUCAGCCGUCAUUUUAUUAUCACUGGUAACAGAUCGUCCCACAAUCUGUGCAAUUCUUAUCGGAGCUUGGUCAUCAUUCACAAUCUAUCCAUUUAUACUGAUUUCCUGCCUCGUUUUCCGAUCGAAUGGUUCUAUCGUGAAAUUCCUCUCCCUUGUGUUGGUCUCUGCUCUGACAACUAUCACAUUCGUAGGAAUCAACUAUUUGCUCAAUAAUCAAUCCUUGAACUUCUUGGGACCUGUCUAUGCAUCAAUUUUAAAUUUCUCGAGUAUCCAACCGAAUUCUGGACUUUACUGGUACUUCUUCGUGCAGAUCUUCGAACAUUUCCGAUCAUUCUACACAAUGUCAUUUGUUGUGCUGUAUUUCUUCAUGCCAAUUCCAAUUACUUUUUUGAUUAGGAAAGAUACAAUUCUGCAUUUUACUAUAAUCGGAUUUCUUGUCUCAAUAUUUUUCCCAUAUCCAACUUUAAACCAAGUGUCUCUUCUUCUAGCUUUCCUUCCAGUUCAUGAUGUUUAUAAAAAACACUUCCGGUACACAAUACUCAUCGCCGGUACGAUCGUCUCCACAGUCUUCUUAAUGCCAGUUAUGUGGCAUAUGUGGAUCGUCAGUUCUAGUGGAAAUGCUAACUUCUUCUUCGGAACCACAAUUGUUUACAAUGUGGCGCUAAUCAAUUUAGUUAUGGAUAUGAUCUUCGUUUACUCGCGACGACAAAUCGACUUGGAGUAUAGUGAUGCACUCAAGAAAAAUACAAAAAUGGAUUUCGCAUUUUAUUGAUCUCCCUGUAAAUGCUUUACUUGUUUAUCCCUUUCUUUCCUUUUGUGAUAAUUUAUUAAUUAUUCUGCGAAA
Caenorhabditis elegans is the source of this 1350-nucleotide messenger RNA. It is a transcript of the gene pigu-1, whose product is annotated as GPI transamidase component GAB1. Gene Ontology annotation, cellular component: membrane; endoplasmic reticulum membrane; GPI-anchor transamidase complex. Gene Ontology annotation, biological process: attachment of GPI anchor to protein; GPI anchor biosynthetic process. The coding region runs from base 13 to 1278 and encodes 421 amino acids. Lineage: Eukaryota; Metazoa; Nematoda; Chromadorea; Rhabditida; Rhabditidae. The transcript is spliced from 6 exons. The record is from RefSeq and is marked reviewed.